This is a messenger RNA of Aspergillus ruber CBS 135680, 1239 nucleotides long. RefSeq lists its product as uncharacterized. NCBI's taxonomy places the organism in Eukaryota, Fungi, Ascomycota, Eurotiomycetes, Eurotiales, Aspergillaceae. The record is from RefSeq and is a predicted model, not a curated record. The transcript has 2 exons. The coding region runs from base 1 to 1239 and encodes 412 amino acids.
AUGUCUUUACCUGAUGCUCGCCGCCGGCGUGGAGCUGGCAUUGGUUUUAGCCCAACGGGGCAACGAACUGCCCUAGGAUACUGGGUACCACUUGCUGUGACUGUUGGCGUUGCAACAGCUGGUAUCGCAGCAUGGAUUUGGAGUGAGCGGAGCGAUGAAGACGAAGAAGACGAUCUCGGCGAGCAAUCCCGGGACGAUCUGGACGAACAAGAGGAUGGAUUCCCCACCGCGCGUGGUCCUGGCGGGGAAGACAUGCCUUCUGAUAUAGCAAAUGAUGAUGCUGGAAUGAUGGCUCGUAUGCACAACACUCUACGGCGGACUCCCAGUCCCCAGCAGAUCUUCGACGGCGCCAGCAAACGAGUUGCGGCCGGUGUGGCUGCUGCAGGGGCGUUCGUCGGUGGACUUACUUCAAUCCGAGAAGAGAACAGAGGCGACUUCGAAGAUCAUUCGAGAUGGUCAGAAGAAGUAGAGUCCAGGGACAAUGAAAGAUCUCAGCAAGCUGAUGAGGCCCCGACGAUGAGCGGUGCACUCCCGACUCCACGCGGAGCAACUCCUGGGAAGAAAAAGAGCGUUGCCAUUGUUGUGUCCUCUGCGUCAUCCAAUAGUCUUGAAGACUCCACCUUUGAACAUGCGUCUGUUCUAUCUCACCUUCCCGAACACAUCGACGAAAACACCAAGGUCUUCGUUCUGAUCUAUGCUCCCGAUCUGAAGCGUGGUGCUAACAAAGGAACCUCUCCCAACCAACCUCUAUCUGUCACUUCAUCCUACUCUAAUAUCAACCCCGAAGACGCUGCUUCCUCCGGUGAACUGCCCACCGUUGAGCCCCGCCAAAUGGACGAAUCCGAGGGCAAGACACCGCUUUUCAAGACCUUGUACUCCCAGGCCCUCGCGAUUGUUGAGAAGGAAAAUACAAUCAUGCCGUUCAGCACUGAAUCCGGAUACGUGCACCUUGUGCGCCAUCUCUCGCCAGAGCUUGUAUAUGUCCAAGAGUCCCUGGCAGGCAAGGAUGGAUGCGCUGCUCAGCAUGUCUCCGGAUGGGUCCGACAGGUAGUUAUUGUCGUUGGCGACGAAGGUGGCCGUGGUGGUCUCAUCGACAGUGACGACGAAUCAGCCCUCGCGGAGAAUGGUGAGAAGUGGUGGCAGAAAGAAGGUGUUACCGGUAUUGGAAAGCGCAUCGAUGUUGUGGAUGUGCUCCGUACUGGAUUGGACUGGCGCCGCAGAGUGCGCGGUCUGGACUAA